AUGUCCGACGCCUUCGCGUCGUUCAAUGAGGCGUGGGACGACUUCACCGCCAGAGUCGCCGCCGGUUGGGACGGCUUUUUCAGCUCAACGAACAGACGACGCGACGAGAGCGGACGAAUCGCUCGAGCUCGCGCGACUGGAAUCGUGAGCGAACGCGACGCCGGACACGUCGCUCUGCCGUCGUACGCGUGCGAACUGGGAGAGAAGGUGCGCGUUUUAGACAUAGGGCAGAAUGCGAUCGCUUCGUUGGAGGAGCAGGCGCUCGGAAGGCUCACGGGGACGACGCAGGCGCGGCUGGACGGGAACGCGCUCCGCGCGCUCCCGCGCGCGCUGUUCGACAUGACGCGUUUGCGAACGCUAGACGUGCGAGGAAAUCGCCUGCGCGCCAUACCAGACGCUAUAGAUCGUUUGCGGGCGCUGGAGCAGUUGAACAUGGACGAUAACGAGCUGGAGACGCUCCCGGCGAGUCUCGGACGGUUGACGCGGCUGCGUCGCGUGACGGCGAGCGGGAACAAAUUGCGAGAUUUCGCGUGCGCGGCCGCGCUUGGAUCGUGCGACGCGCUCGAGGUGGUAUCGUUCGCAAAAAAUGUGAGGAUGCGAGGCGCGAUUCCGUCGAGUUGGUCGCGUCUCGAGAGAUUGAAGGAGAUCGACGUCGACGAGACGGCGGUGGAGUCGGUACCGGCGGAAAUUUUCUCCGGGUGCGUCGCCCUUCACACCCUCAGCGCUCGCGCGUGCUCAAAUCUGGAUAUUGGCGCGCUCAAAUCAACCCCUGGAUACGACGAAUACGACCGUCGUCGCGUCGACAAGCACACCAAGCAAAUCGAGUCCAGAGUGCUCCUCGACUCGGCGCGUCUCGACGAGCGCCUCGGGUAA
Ostreococcus tauri is the source of this 873-nucleotide messenger RNA. Its product is annotated as Leucine-rich repeat, typical subtype. Bases 1 to 873 code for a protein of 290 amino acids. The record is from RefSeq and is a predicted model, not a curated record. The transcript has a single exon. Lineage: Eukaryota; Viridiplantae; Chlorophyta; Mamiellophyceae; Mamiellales; Bathycoccaceae. Gene Ontology annotation, molecular function: protein binding.